AUGCUGUCAUUAGUGUUUUGUUUAUCCCUGGUGGUUCUCAUGGCUGGAGGCUUCUUACCAGAAGUCGUUGCCCAGGAGUGUUUUCCCGAAACUGGCGCCUUCUACUUUGGAACCGAAGUCGAGUAUAAAAACCUCACCCAGCAGAAGUGUGCUACGCUCGUGGGAAGUGCAUACUUCAGCAGCGAAUUCACCAAAAACCUUGUUGUUCCCAAGAUCACCAAUGUCUCGCGGCAAAUCAGCCUCAACGGUAAUGACGUGGUAGAGUCCAUAGAAUUCCCGGAUCUGGAAUACGUGCACUCGCUGUAUGCGGAAGGAUUUUCUCGACUGAGAAGGGUCUCGAUGCCAAAGGUUCGACAUGUCCACACAAUAUCCUUUGAAGUAGGAAGUCCCGAAAUUACGGUUGACUUGCCAUCGCUUGAAAAGGUUGAUGGCCAGCUUCGUAUGAUAGGUAAUUGGACCAGCCUGGACUUCCCCAAGCUCUGUGAGGUCAACGACACUGCCUCGCUCUGCCAGCAUCGUUAUUGCCGUGGCGGGCCUGGCAAGCGCCCAAUGGACAUUUCCUUACCUCAUCUGGAACAGGUCAAUGAGCGGUUAGAGGUUGGAGGCAAUAUCGCGAGCUUUUCCGUACCAACCCUGGCCAAAAUCGGGGCCCAUCAUUUCGGAACCGAGUUCGGAGGGUUCUUAAGUAUUGAUAAUUUCGGAGAGCCGUUGAACGUGAGCCUACCGCAGCUAACAGCGACCAACGGAGCGAUGAUCCGCGGCAAUCUAUCCGACGUGAAUGUUCCAUUGUUGCAAGAUCCGCUGGAGGGAUUUCAGGUUUUCGCCAAAAACCCACUAAGUCUCAAUUUUCCCUUUGAAGAUGGCCGUGAUAUCGUCAUCAUGGGACCCAUUGAUAGUGUCCACUUUCCAAAAAUGAAGAAUUUCACCAGUCUUUGGGUACACAGCGACAAGCCUUUUGACUGUGGCGCCUUGAAGAAGGAGAUCGAGAAAACUGCCGGUGACAUCGGAGAGCGUACCUUCCUUUGUUCUGGAAAGGAUGUGCCGGGUCUCAGUACGGGAGCCAAGGCUGGUAUGGGGACUGGAGUCGCCGCUGUUGGGGUUCUCGUGAUCGCCCUAGGAACCUUCAUGUAG
Molecule: messenger RNA, 1131 nt
Organism: Penicillium manginii
Lineage: Eukaryota; Fungi; Ascomycota; Eurotiomycetes; Eurotiales; Aspergillaceae
Exons: 6
Coding region: 1-1131 (376 amino acids)
Source: RefSeq, a predicted model, not a curated record